Molecule: messenger RNA, 1408 nt
Organism: Rosa chinensis
Lineage: Eukaryota; Viridiplantae; Streptophyta; Magnoliopsida; Rosales; Rosaceae
Product: jacalin-related lectin 3
Exons: 3
Coding region: 96-1214 (372 amino acids)
Molecular function (GO): carbohydrate binding
Source: RefSeq, a predicted model, not a curated record
CUCAUACAUACAUGACAUAUAUCAACCUCUCCAUUAGUAUCGACCAGUUUUCGACCAGUUUGCUUUAUUCAGGGUCUAGCUAGCUAACAGCAACCAUGUUCACCACCCCAACCCUCAGCUUCUCUUGUACAACUUGCAUGCGGGGAGAGGAAGGUUCUAGCGUUAAUGAGCUUUCUGGCCGCGGUGGUGAGAAGAACAACAGCUCAGUACGGACGUCGGAACUCUACGGAGGGUUAACUAGUGGAAGUCCUUGGGAUGAUGGAAUCUAUGAUGGCGUCAGAGAAAUCACUCUGGUUUAUGGCCAGUGCAUCGACUCCAUAAGUGUGGCAUAUGACAAAGAUGGUCAGUUUGUUAAACCCGGAAAGCAUGGAGGUGUCGGGGGCGGUCACCUCCAUAAGCCCCUUACUACUGUCGAGGUGAAACUGGAGUACCCAGAAGAGUUCCUAGUUGGCGUCAGUGGAAACUCUUGUUCGGUACCCGGGAUGGCACCAGAAGUGUUGCGAUCACUCAAACUUGAGAGCAAUAGAAGGUCAUUUGGACCGUUUGGAGUUUUAGUAGGCAAUCCCUUUAGUUUCAGAGUACAAGAUGGAGAGCAAAUUGUUGGCUUGAUGGGAAGAAAUGGUUGGUACCUAGAUGCAGUUGGGUUUCAUAUAUCUCCUGCUCCCAAGAGUAAACUCUUUCGGAGAGUCCAACAGAGCUCGAUACCGUCAGAACUUUAUGGAGGAGUGGCCGGCGGAGAUCCUUGGGAUGAUGGAGUCUAUGAUGGCGUAAGAGAAAUAACACUUGUUUUUGGCCAAUGCAUCGACUCCAUAUGUGUGGCAUAUGAUAUGAAUGAUAAGCUUGUUAAAACCGGAAAGCAUGGAGGUUAUGGGGGCAAUCACCUCCACCAAAACCUAAGUACCGUUGAGAUAAAGUUGGAAUACCCAAGUGAGUUUCUGGUUAGUGUCAGUGGAUACUCUUCUUCUGUACCCGGGAUGGCACCAGAGGUGUUACGCUCGCUCAAAUUUGAGACCAACAAAAGGUCAUAUGGACCAUUUGGAGUUGAAAUAGGCACACCAUUUACAUUCAGGGUAAAAGAUGGAGAGAAAAUUGUUGGUUUGAAGGGAAGAAAUGGUUCGUACCUAGAUGCAGUCGGGUUUCAUAUAUCCUAUGCUCACAAGAGAAAACGCUUUCGGAUAAUUCGGAAGUAUCUUUCCAAAGUUUUGGAAUGUUGAGUGCACAUUAAUAAGGGUUUCAUAUAUUCUAUGCAAUCGGGUUGGUACCUUGGUUCAAAUCACUAAACCUCACUCUUACAAAUGUUGAGUGCACAUUAAUAAGCUUGUGAUUAUUUAUUUUAAGAUCGAGUGAAAGGACUAGUUUGGGAUUGCUGUGACUUUUAAAAAAAAUUGCUGCUGCUGUGUUGUGAGAA